Molecule: messenger RNA, 8007 nt
Organism: Xyrichtys novacula (pearly razorfish)
Lineage: Eukaryota; Metazoa; Chordata; Actinopteri; Labriformes; Labridae
Source: the annotation of a GenBank genome assembly
UAUUGCUUUGUAUGUGAUACCACUGCAUCAUUAAGGUGCUGAAAAUUUGAGUGUGACUGGAAUUGUAAAUGAGACAGAAUAAGUUCUUAACUUCUGUGAAUUUAGUUCGCUGAAAUAAGAAACAACCAUUUUUGACGUUUUAUUUUCGCAAUAUUAUGACAUACGACUUUAUUUUCAGAAAAUAUGACUUUACCACUUUUACUGUAAUGAUAAUGAUACUAACUGUAUUUUUAUAGCACUUCUAAAAACAGAAGUUUACAAAGUGCUUUGCAAACAGCUGUAAAGCAUCAGCACAUGGAAAUAAAAACAAAUAAAAAACAAAAGCUCAGUCAAAAACAAGGCCUCCGAACUGAAGGCCAAUUUCAUUUGUCAUAAGAAACCCAGACAAUACAAGAACCCUACAUCAUAAAAUCAGAGCAUUAGGACCAAAAUAAAAACAUAAAAUCGGUAAAAAGAAGAAAUGUAAUAAAAAAGGGAGGGGGGAGAAAGCAGGAAACAGGAUAUUAUAUAUAAAAAGACGAUAUUUAUAAUAAGGUCAAUGAUAAAUAAUAAAAUAGUGACUGUAAACUUGUAACAUAACGACUUUUUUCUGGAAAUCUUAAUAUCUUUUUCAGCAUGUGGCCUUGCUACCAGUGGCGGUCUUACUAUUAGGCAACACUAGGCAGUUAACUAGGGCCCCGAGUUUCUGGGGGCCCCCAAAAACUCCUACACUUAUGGUUAAUUGAGGUUUUACUUUUUUGUCCACAUUUAUGUUUUUGAUCCAAAUCCAUUCACUCAAAUGUCAGCAGAAUGCUUAUCAUCAGUCGCCAUUACAUUGGAUUAGUCCAUCUUACUGCGUCUGUGCAGAAAGGAGUCAGGAAGACAGCAGCAAAACAUACAAAAACAAAUUGCUUUAAUGUGCGUAAUCAUUCCCUGAUGUUUAAGGUUGAGCUAAUUUUAAACACAUUUAUCUACUGUUGGGCAGUUUAAGCAACUAUCAUAUUUUUGUAGCAUCACUAUCUCGCAUCACAUCUCUCCUGUCAGAUUUAGAGACUUAAAGACAGUUCAGUUAUUUUUCAUAAUACAGAUUUUUUUUUUGUUUCCCUGAAAAAAAAAGGGCAAAUAAAUAACAAAAAACAAAACAAAAUGGGAAACAAACAAACAUCAGCUAUCAGCCAAAUUGUUAUUUCAAACAUCGGUAUCAGCCCAGAAUUUCACAGCUCCCUAGAUUAGAGUGGAGGAUGCAGAGGGCCCAUGCCUGCCUUUGCCUGGGGCCCCUAAAUUCCUAAGUCCGCCCUUGCUUACUGCUCCGUCUCAGUCUUUUUUUUAUCAUAGACUGUGCAUGGCUGAGGACUUCGUCAACGGUUUUUCUCAUAGGUUUUUCUGAAAUACACCAUUUCCCGUAGGGCUUUGCGCCACACGGAAGUAAUGUGAAAGGUCGAUGCCGUAAAGCGUUUCGUUCGUUUGUUUUCCCAGGUACUUGAGUAUCAAUAGUGAAAAGUCUUUUGUAUUAAUCAUAUUUGCUGUAUGCUCCUUGUAUAAAAUAUCGUUACAUUCAUACUGCAGUCUGUAGGCCUAAAACUAGCGCUAGCUUUCGUUCAGUUGUGCUCAAAACGUUGAGUAUUAUUAUUAAUUUUACGGUUGGCAUUAGCCACCUCUACUCGCUGUCCCUUUAAUUGGAGGCUUGUUUACAUUUAGUCACGUUUGCUAGUUAACUAGUUUAACCACUGGAGGUUUUGUUUGGGAAGCGUUCUCUCCUCUGUGUGUCAGGAUGCUGCUCGUUGUCCUGGUAUGCAGCCUGGCACUGUCAGUUUCUGGACAACAUGUGGAGGACGACUGGAUAGAUCCGUAUGACAUGCUGAACUACGAUGCGAGCACCAAGACGAUGAGGAAACCUGCAGAGGUUGGCUGGUGUUGUGCUUCAAGUGAUUUUCCAAACUUUAAAUGUGUUGAAGCCAUGUUAGAUAUGUUUUGUGUUGGUAAUAUGUACAUGCAAUUCUUCCAGCCAACGAACUACCCCAAUGUGCCAACCAAAAGAAGACCGUAUGAUCAGGACUCCAACCAUAAUGAGCAGAUGCAGUGUGACACACAAGUGAAGGAUCUUCAGAGACAGGUUGGUGGUUUUAGGGUUUAUGCAUUUACUGGAAUAGCUUCUGAGGGCAAUAGUGACAGAAAUAGUGUGUGUAAAACUGCACACAAGUACUCAGUGUAUCCAGUAAAUAUCUAUAGGGGAGAGUGGGGUAAGUUGAGCCACCCCCUGUUGCUUGGAAUUGUUAAAAGAAAUUGAUCAUGUGACCAAAUAUUUAGGAGAUGGGCAUCAAUUCAUGGAGUCUUACCCCACACACGGGGUAAGUUGAUCAUAGGAGAUCACUUUUUUUGGCAUGCUAUAUCAUCAACAUAGUUAUUUUUACACUCAUUUGGUUUGCAGGGAUGAACAACAUCUUGAAAUAUAUGCAAAUACACUAUUUAGAGUCAAAACUAUGAUUGCCUUGAUGUAGUGACCAGAAAUAUGAAAAAUGGCUCAUCUUACCCCACUCUCCCCUUUUUACCUAUCAACAAAAACUUAUACAGUGUCCGAAAAGUCUGAGCUUUUUGUGAAGAAAUGUGUGUCAGAUAAUACUUCCUUAACACACAACAAUUAUCAAACUAAAAUUACAUCCAAAACUGUCUAACUGUAAAAUGAUGGAUAAAGCAAACAUAUCUUCAUGCUGUCAGUUUUUGAAUCACAAAUGCUGUACUUUCCUUUUGUUCAGAUUGUACAGCUACAGAAGAAAAUCUCAGAGCAACCCACAUGCAACCCAGUGUUCAAGCGAUUCCUUAACAGGCUCCUUAAGGAAAUACAAAGAGUUGGUGUGGUAGGUCGUUAUCUUUCACUUCUCCCACUCUGUGAUUAUUUUAUGCCCUACAAAGUCAUCAGUUUUAAGUUUGGCAUUAUAAAAUGUUUGAUGCUUGAUGUAACCAUGGCAAUGAAAAAACACACGUGCAAUUAGCAGAAUACAUCUCAAAAUGGAACCUUCAAUAGGGUCUCAAAACACAUCUUUUUUUCUCUCCAGCCCACUGACUCUGAGGAAACCUUUUAUGAUGCCAAAAUCAAACUAUCCUCACAAGCCCUGACAGAAAUUCUGAGUCUUCUGGAGGGUGAGGACGGUCUGAAGACAGGAGCUUUGGACAAUGCCAUAAGUCAGAUACUGGUGGAUCUCAGACCACAUGACUACGAGGCUUGGAAGUGGCGCUUUGAGGACACCUUUGGUGUGGACCUGGACACACUUUUAAAAGUAAGCUCAUUUAAGUGGUGAAAAAAUUAAUAACAUUGCAAGAGAGCGCAAAAAAAGUGAAAUAUUCCCCAAAAUCUGGUGAUAGAUAGAGGACAAACAAUUACCACUGAUCACAUAUCUCUGUUAAUGUUAUUUACCAGUUUUAAACAAGGAAUGCAGAUUUAUCUUUGGAUUACAUGACCUCUCAGUCUUAACCUACAUAAUAAGUUCACAAAUGCUAUUAGAAGUCCUUAAAGUAGAAACACUUUUUCACAGACUGAGAGCCAACAAAUCUCCAGAUAUCCGCUGUGUGACCAAAAAGAAACAAUAUUAAAUAAAAUCGUCACCCUCUGAUUCCUUUUACUGUCUCUUCGAGGACAAAAACUGUCAGCAGCGACAAUAAAGUUGCAUCACAGUACAAAUAAAGGUUGCCUGUUUCUGUGUACAUUUUCAAAUAAUUCUGUUGUAUGUUUUUUUGUUAAAAUCUUGUUCAACCAGUGAGUUUGUAAAUGGUUGUCUCUGUUUGUGUUGCAGAUUGGCCUGUUCUUUCUGGUCUUAAUUGGCAUCAUUUGCACUCAGCUGUGGUCUACGGUGUCCAGGUUUAUGCAGUUCCGCAGGUUGCUCGCUUUCGGCUUUUUCAUCAGUAUUCCCUGGAAUUGGUUGUACUUGUACAAGGUGAAAUAGCAUUUCUAGUCUGCUUGAAUUUGUUUGCAGUUCUGUCCUUAAAUGGAGGUCAAAUUUGUAAUGUAUAUUUUUCUUUCAGAUUGAAUUUGCCAAGCAUCAAAACAACUUAGUAAAGGCAAACACCGACUAUGAAAAAUGCACUGGGAUGAAGAGUUUUAGCUGGGGUGAUAGCUUAAAAGGUAAGUCGUGAAGAUAUUGUAUGAUAGUGUUUUUAUAAGUUUGUUUUAAGACCUUUAAAAAUUUUCAACUAGAGAAGCAGAUCAUUUUUCUUAGCUUCUGACAGAAUAAUUAGAUUUGGGAUUACUGGAGGCCAGUAUAAAGUCAGACAUUGGGCAACUUUUAAAUUCAUACAGUGAACUUUUUUUGCAGACUGUUACACUUCAUUAGUCACUCUCUUUUAGGUGUAAUUAAUUAGGAAAUUAUCUAACACCUCAGCUGCAAAACUUUGCCUAGUUUACUGUCACUCCUCAGAUUCUGGUGUUUUUCAUUUGGGUGCAGCAAUUACUGAACAUUUGAAGAAAAACUGUUGACAUCCAUCUAGAAAAGGUGAUUUUUGAGCAACCCAUUCUGACUCUGUAUACUUUCCUGCAGAGUGGUACAGAAGCACCCUAACCCUCCAGGAUGACCCUUGCGAGAAAUACUAUAAAGACUCGAUGAUUGACCCCCUAAUGCUGGUACCCCCAAGCAAGGUGGGCUACCAUGAUGCUAUUUAUGUGUUUAGAGUGCAAGCACAUUUUUCUUACUAAAGUUACAAAAUGCUUCAUGCACAGCUUUAUACAUAAAAUAUUAGCUUUGUUCAUCUUUAACCUCAACAAUGCUCUGUGUUUAGGUAAUUAUAUAUACCUUAACAACUUUCUUUACUGAGCCACUGAAGCAUGUUGGAGAGGGCAUCAGUGAAUUUCUUCGAGCCCUCCUCAAAGACCUUCCAAUCACCCUGCAGCUCCCAGUUCUCCUGACCAUUGUGCUUUCUAUUGUGGUGAGUUCUUUCAUAAAUAAUGAUCAACUGUGCCUUAUAAAAACAAAGACCUUAUUUUAAUUGAAAUGUAUUUAUUUAUCCCUGUUGCAGGUGGUCAUGUAUGUUAGUGUGAAUGCAUCCUUCCAGCAUGGCAUCCUCGCCCCUUUUCGCCGCCAUCGAAGGGAUCAACCUCCUCCUCAGCUCAGACCACAGCAUCACACCCCGGAGAUUGAGGACAGGGACCACUUAGCUGGAGGAGACAUACCCCAGCCAGCGCUGAGACACCGAGAAGAAGACCCCAGAUUACACAGGAACCGGGUUCAUAACAGGAGGCCCAAUAGACCCAGGGAGCAGCGAGCCAAGGUGUUUGUGGAGACUCUACACACUGCAAGGCCUACCGACAGUGAGGAUGAGACCGACGCUGGGCUGUGUGAGGAAGAGCAAAAUCUCUCUACUAAUUCAGAUUCUGAAACCCCGCCGGAGAUAGAGAAGGGGCUAGCAGAAGCAAGCGCCAUUUCGGUUUCUGCUAACAAAACCGAAUCUGACACUAAACCCACUGAAUCAAAAUCAGCUGAGUCCAAAAAUAAACCUUUGAAAGUCCUUAAAAAUCAACCUCAUGUUGACUCCAGCAGAGACAGUGCAGCAUCUAUACCUCAGCCAGAGAAGACGAGACCCUCAGAAACUGAUGUUCAGGUGAGUUGUAUCGCGAAUACCUGAAAUCUAAAUAAAACUUAUCUAGCUCAUAUCAAUAUCAUCAAUAUAUCAUACAAAAAAUACCAUUUUAAGUGCUAGAAAAGCCUUUAAAGCCUCUUGUUUGUUAUAUUUUGAUGCUUCAGCAUUGCUCAUGCGCUAAAGGGAUGAUGAAUAUUCGCAUGCAACAUCACUUGCUUGGUAAAUAACUAUAGUCAUACAUUUUGUGACACGUGCUAAUCUGUGUUAGAUUUUCCCUGUUUUGACUACCGCUGCUUGUUUUGUGUGUGUAAAUGUAUUCAGCUAGUGUCCCGCGCAUAGAUAGCUCAAAAUGAAUGCCAUAAACAAAUACUGUCUAUAAUUGUAAAAAUAUAGGCUAAGUGUUAUGCUGAAGUGGGAACUUGAUCUGCCAUCACUACAGCUCGGUACUUGUACGUUGAAGCCCUUAUUGUAGCACUAUUGGGGUCCCAGUGUAUUUUUAUGUAUUGCAUGCUCAACUCUGCAUGGCAGAGCAGGAGCACCACUUACACACAUAAUCAGAAAUAGGUAUAAAUAUCCCAUUCUGUAAUGGUAGUUUGUAAAAGCCUGUUGCACUGCUUGUUAAGUUUUGCCAAUAUGUAAAAAAAAACUACCAGAUUGCACAAGACUCACAAUGAAUCUACACUAAAUGCCACAAAUACAAACACUAUGAUUAAUCAUAUCUCACCAUCUGCUUCACCACAAUGAACAAUGGACUCUCCACAAGUUAAAAAUUAGUGUUUGUAUGUUUCACAAUCACCUUUAAUUACUUUGUUUUUAAAUGUUAAUUGUAGUUUUUAAGGUUUAAAGAUUUUUAAGGUUGCAAUUUUGUAUUUGUUGCAGACAAUGUUAAGGUAAAUAUGAAGGAUGCAUCUGUCUAUCUGUCCAUUUGUUUACUUACCUACUUAUUUAUCUGUAUGCCAAAGCAAGAAAUUAAUUUCCACUGCAUAAGUAAAUGAGUCAUUUAAACUCAUACAUUCCUUUGCAAUUUAAAGCUUCUAGCAAAACAUCAGUAACGCAACUAAAAGUCAGAACAAUUUAACACAUUGUGUAUUUGAUAUCGUCAGAUUGUAUGCAUUUUUAAUGUAAACCUUUUUGCUGCAGGACCAGCGAGCUGCAGAAGACAAGACCCCCUCUGUCACACCGGCACAUGUGGAAACUGUUGGAGUUCCUGUUCAGAAGUUGGCUGCAGUAUCAGCAGAGUAGCCAUCAGUCAGAGUGUAAUGAAUAGUCUGAUCAUGUUUGGUGCUUUUUGAUAGACUGUGGAGGAGACGAAGGGAACAUAAUGUCUCAACUGACCUACGGACAUUGCUUAUAUGUACAUCUUGAGAAAACUGUGGGGUUAGUGUUUUCAUCCAAUCUCAUCUUGCAGAUGUGGCAAAGUCCAGCAGAGCCUCCAGCUGAUCCUUUUUUUCUGCUUGUCAUUUUUGUAUGUUUUUGUUUCAACCACACAUCCUCAGUUACAACAAUUGCAACAGGUUUUAUGACCUGCACAGGUAUAAGAAAUGAUGGACACUGACUUUUUUGAAUCAUGGUCUUAUUUGAUGUGUGUUGAGAGCUGUCUAAUUAUUUAAUUGGACAUAUUUUUUUAAAUUUACAGUUGUAAUAAAGACAGAAUUUAUAAUAUAAAAGGGAAAAGCGAUUCUUUAAUGUUUAUGCACAAUAUGCUAUUGUUGUGGCUAUUUGUUUAAAAUAAAUAAAUAAAAUGCCAUUAUGCUGAGCAACAGCAAAACUACCUUUUAAGACAGAAGGUUUUAGCUGUUAUAGAUGAUGACCAAUUGCAAAAAUGUUGUGGGAUCAAGGUAUUAAUAUCUUAAACUGUGAUCUGGGGAAGUAAAUAAUGUUUUGUUUCCACCCUGGCAGAGUAUUGGGUAUGCAUCUGUGCUAGAAAGUGUCCAUGGAGUUGUUGCACUUGCAUAUCAGACAUAUACGCUGAUGAUGAAUUUCUGAACUCAAGCUCAGACUGUCUGUAAAAUGCAGUUUUAUAAUUGUAGGCAAAAGAAUAAGGAGACAAAAUUUCAGCCAUUGCUUGUUGGUUAAGGAUUGAAUUGUUUAGGAUUAUCUUGUUACCUAAAAAGAAAUUAUUUUAUCACCAAAUGCAGUAUACCUGAAACAAACAGUGAAGGUGGAAAAUAUCACAUAUUUCCCUUAAAAAAGGUUUUCUCUAAGAAAAAGGCCAAAAAAGGAGGCAUGAAAUUGAAAAUAAAUUGAAAUUGUCUCCUAAUUCAUAACUUGGUUAUAAAUUAAGUACACAGAUAGAGAUGAAAUCAGUUUGAAGUUAAUGACAAGCCCUUUGCAUCCCUCCCAGAUGUUCCUCCUGUCAUCACCUUUAAUGUGUUUGGGUCUUUUAUAAUUCUGUUUACUCUAUCUAUACUGUUAAUGUGGUUUUUCAUUGUUUAUAUUAAAAACUAGAUAGUAAAAAUUAGA